Messenger RNA from Parus major (Great Tit), 1907 nucleotides. RefSeq names its product phospholipid phosphatase 5 (gene PLPP5). The record is from RefSeq and is a predicted model, not a curated record. Gene Ontology annotation, molecular function: phosphatidate phosphatase activity. The transcript is spliced from 6 exons. The coding region runs from base 917 to 1486 and encodes 189 amino acids. Lineage: Eukaryota; Metazoa; Chordata; Aves; Passeriformes; Paridae. Gene Ontology annotation, biological process: phospholipid metabolic process.
UUGGGCCGGAAGGGACCUUAAGAGAUGGUUUUGUCCCUCCCAGCAGCCCGAGCCCCCCCGCUCCAUCUGGCUGUGAACAGUUCCGGAGCUGGGGCAGCCGCAGCUUCUCUGGGCAGCCUGUGCCCGUGUGUCCUGCGUUUACUUUGGUUUAUUCUCAAGUUACAAGCUCUCCUUUUAAAGCGAGGCUGCUGGCUGAAGUGCUGCAGCACCUGCAGCUCCUAGUGCACGCUGCAGAAAGUGCAGGAUCUCGCAUCCAUGUGGAUAAAUAGCUGCAGGGAGCGGCUGCGAGGACGGAGCCGGGCUCUGCUCAGUGGGGGAGAGGCACAAGCUGCACCGUGGGCAUUUCCACCUCAGCACGAGGAAGAACUUUCCUGUGGCUGCUCAGACAGUGGGAGUCUCCUUACCUGGAGAUACUCACAGUCCAUCUGGACACAAUCCUGGGUGCUCUGAGGAGCCUGAGCAGAGGGGUUGGACUUGCUGGUCCCCAGUGCUCCCUUUCUACCCAUUCUGUGAGGUUAAUACCAACUAGGCUGAACAAACAGGGAUUUUUGUCAUAUUUUGAGACUUUCCCAUCCAGGGUUGCCUUUGGGAUUUGAAGCUCAGAAACUGAGAGGACUUUGCACUGUUGUUCAUAAUCCAUUCCACGUCUGAAUUCCUGGGUGCCUGGAAGAUAGCACAGCUCUCACUAUCAGGGAGUGUUUUCCUUGCAAGCAGCUAUUCUUAGCAGAGAUUUAUUAUCAUUUUAUUGUCAAAUGUUUUCCCAAGGGCUCCGGGAUUGGUUAGAAGAGUUUGACUAAUUCUGUGUUGGAUUUCCAGGAGAGAGCAGUGUGCCAGAGGGGUUGGCUCCCUCUGUCCCAGAUGUGAGUUCAUCGCGUUUCUGUCUCCCUUGUUGCUCAUCAUCCUGGCAAGGCUGUUCAUGGGUGCCGACCGCGAGGACUCGAGGGAAGCCUGCCUUGCUGCCAGCCUUGCUCUUGCCCUGAACGGGGUUUUUACAAAUGCCCUGAAGCUCAUUGUGGGGAGACCACGGCCUGACUUCUUCUACCGCUGCUUCCCCGACGGUCGAGCCAACGCCGAGCUGCUGUGCGCGGGGGACAGCCACAGAGUGACAGAGGGCCGCAAGAGCUUCCCCAGCGGACACGCGUCCUUUGCCUUUGCUGGCCUUGCCUUCUCCGCCUUCUACCUGGCGGGGAAGCUGCACAGCUUCGUUCCGGGCCGGGGGGGCCGGGCCCUGCGCUUCUGUGCCUUCCUCCUCCCCCUCUUCCUGGCCACCCUCAUCGCCGUGUCCCGCACCUGUGACUACAAGCACCACUGGGAAGAUGUGUUGGUUGGCUCAGUGAUGGGCUUGGUGCUCGCAUACCUGUGCUACAGGCAGUACUACCCUCCCCUGACCGACGCCACGUGCCACAAACCAUCUCUGGCCAAGCCCAAAACGCUGCCAGCACAUGAGGAGAAGCCUCCAGCUCCCAACUUCCCCAUGAACAUCUAGUGAUGGGCUGUGUCCUGCAGGCUCCCUGGAUGCCAGGGCAGGGCAAGGCUUGGGGCAGGCUCUGGUGAGGAUGAACCCCUGGGCAGGUGUUCCCUGCCGAGCCGGUGAGUUUCCUGCCCUGGCCCUCGUGUUUCAUUUCACUGAGUUUUGUAGGCCACCCCCUCUUGAGGCUCGCUGUGGAGCGAGGGAGGCACUCAGGGUGCCAACCUGCAGGGCUCUGAAGGUCCUGAACAGGAACUGGGAAAACGUGACAACCCAGUGCGCCCAGUCUGGUGUUCUGGAGUUCUUGUGUACAGUCCAGGAAGCACCACUGGUCACCUCCCUGCAAUCCAGCCACCAUGUCCCAGCCCUUCUCCUGGGAAAUCAAAUGCAGGACACGAGUUUUUCUAAUUUCCCAAAUAAAGGAGUUUCAUUUUUGUAA